Aphanomyces astaci is the source of this 1453-nucleotide messenger RNA. RefSeq lists its product as hypothetical. The record is from RefSeq and is a predicted model, not a curated record. The coding region runs from base 77 to 1429 and encodes 450 amino acids. The transcript has 2 exons. NCBI's taxonomy places the organism in Eukaryota, Oomycota, Saprolegniomycetes, Saprolegniales, Verrucalvaceae.
GGCGGUUCAGUGAAUUGAUGGGGCGAGAUUAGUACUAUACUAGGGGUACACAUUAUUGGACGACGGACUUGUGAAAAUGACGAAGAACGUAAGCAUCAUCACCAUCACCCCAACCAACAACACAUCGGCCAACAAUCAGGAGCUGGUCAUGUACCGCGACUCGGACUUGCCGUUCCCAGACCCCAAGGACGACGACGAGUACGAAGAGAGCUUCCAGCGCCGCCGCCGCAUCCGCGUCUUGGCCAUUAUGGCCGCCGCGCUUUUGGUCGUGGGAGCCGCCAUCGCCAUCACGUUUGCGGCUAUUCCCACCUCGGACGCAAGCCAAUCGUCUGGUCUCGCCAGCACCACUGUCGCGCCGCCUAUCACUGUUACCACCACCACCGCUCCUGUCGUGCCAGCUGAACUGCUUGUGGGAGGCACCUUGCCCGACGAAGUCGUGACGGUGGAAACACCCACCUCAACCCCUGACGCCACACCACAAGUGACCACGGCUACCCCCGAACCCACUACAGUGACCCCCGAACCCACUACAGUGACCCCCGAACCCACUACAGUGACCCCCGAACCCACUACAGUGACCUCUGAACCAACGACGGUGACCCCUCAACCCACCACCACCACGGCUGCACCCACCGACGCCCCCAUCAUUGGCAAACCCGAAUCGGCGCCAGCCCCUCCAGCUCUGGGUCAUGCACCUCCCGCUCCCGCCCCUGCACCCCCCGCCCCUGCACCUGCACCUCCCGCCCCUGCACCUGCACCUCCUGCCCCUGCACCUGCACCUCCUGCCCCUGCACCUGCACCUCCUGCCCCUGCACCUGCACCUCCAGCUCCAGCUCCUGCACCUCCAGCUCCAGCUCCUGCACCUCCAGCUCAAGCCCCUGCACCUCCAGCUCCAACUCCUGCACCUCCCGCCCCUGCGCCUGGGCCAAGCCCCAUUGGCCCAAGCACGUAUCGAGUGGUGAACGGAUGCAACAAGAACCAAGAUAUGUACUGGCGCUCCACCGACCUCGUCGACCACAGUCGCAACCUGGGGCCGUACGAGUCGUUGGACUUGAAUGCGUUGGAUUACGGUCCCGGCAAGAACAUUAUGAUUCGCGCCACGGCCAACAACGACGCCACAUUGUUUGAAGGGUACUUUGACCCUUCGUUCAACGUUGUGCCUGGAGCCGGUGGCACCAUCUGGUACGACAUCAGCGUCAUCCCCAACGACUGCGGAACGUCCUGGAGCCACUGCAGCGGCAGCGGCGUCGGCUACAACGCUCCAUUAACCGUGGAAGUCGUGGGCAAGCUGCAGGCCAAGUGUGAGAACUUGGUGUGCAACCAGCCGCGAUGCCCCGCGGGGUACCACGUACCGGACGACAACUUGAAAGUCAAGUCGUGCGAGAAGAAGACGUCGUUCAUUUUAACUUUUGGCUGUGCCACGCGAUAAAUAGAAACGUCCGAUAUCGAUGAA